UUCUUCCACAACAACACUCAACUAACACGAUCAAAACAACCACCAAACCGGUUAAAUGAAUCAUAUUCCAAAUUUGAGUAUGACAUAGAUUCAGAAUCAAAUUUCAACAUAUCCCAAACUUUUAAUAAAUAUAUAAAUCAUAAAUCCAAACUUCAUACAUAUAUGUGUCUCUGUUUAAAUGAAUAUUCGAAACCUCCAAAAAAUGUUGUAGCAUAUUUUUCGAUCUUAUUUUUUCACUUGACAUAACUAUAUUAUCAUGGAACAUUGGUUUCAUUCUUACAAGAUAAUAUAACCAUUAAUACUAUUCAAAAGACUUUAAUAUCGAUGUUCGGGCCGGAUAUUUGGGAAAACAUGUCUUGUACCAUGUUUUGACAAAUCGUUUAUUACAUAGAGCAACUCACAAAAUUAUUACUAAUUUUUAUAAAUUCGGAAAACCAAUCAUAUCCAUUCAUAUUAAUCUAUAGUAGUAUUAUAUUCAUGAAUGUCAACAAAGUUGGUAACUUCAAACAUCGAUAGUGGUUAAAGUAAUCAGCAAAACAUGACAGGAAAGUAGAUUCCCAGUGGCAAAAGUGUUUGCUGCAUGUCGAGCGUAGAUGUUCAAAAACAAAAGAAUAGAAAACAUAGCCUAUAAAUACUAUCUACGAAAUACGAAUAGGAGAAAUAUUAUAAACUGGAGAUUUUCUGUUUAAGUGUAAUGAAUAUAAAGUAUAGGUUUUGUAAAACCAAUUUCCUUGUUCAAAAUAACUAUCUAUUUUCUGUUUGAUUUUACGUCAUAAAAGGCAUUAUGUCGUGCUAUACAUUUUUUAUAACAAGUUUUUAUGUUGUGGAUACGACGUAAAAACCAUUUCCACAUUUGGAUUUAAAAUAAAAUUUGGGGGAAAAUCUUCAUUUGCUAUACAUUGGGAUAAUAAAAAUAUAUCUGAAAGAAGGCAAUCAAAAAGAUUAUAAAUUAGGAAAAAAAAUCUUUUACUGUUGUGGUAUUGAACAUUGUGACAGAAUGGUUCAGAAAAACGUCAGAAGAAAAGAAUUAUCAAAACGUACACAGUACAUUUUUUUCUUUAAUCUUUUUGAAAAAUUCUUUAUCUCAAAAAGUAAAAAAUUGUGUCAGAUAUAUUUAUGCGCUUUCAUCCAUUCAUUCAUCACUUGCACUGUCUCGUGAAAAAAAAAUAAAAACUUUAUAUCAAAAGAAAUCAAUCUAAUACUAAAUUUUAAAUAAUUAAACAUAGAUAAAUAAGAAAAUAUAUUCCCUCCUUCCCAAGUGCGUUUGCUUUGGUGGAUUCUCUCUCUUCUCUCUCUCUGUCUCUGAAGUGAGGAUCUUUGUUUGGUUCUGCAAUCAUAAUUUUCGUGAUAAUUAUAAAAAAACAUGAAAUGCAUUUUGUUCUCUCUUAACUCUAUGAUCAGUCUUUGCUCUCUGAUGGAUGUUUCCUUUCUCUCAUCUCCCUAAAAACAUGGGCUUUGCUCUCUCUCUCUUGUCUCCAAACCACACUCAAAAGCACUUCUUUUUCUUACAAAUCUGACAUGGGUUUUGUCCGAAAACAGCUAAAGACAGUUCCUUUGACUCAAAAACCAAAGCUUUAAUGGCGAAAAGAUCAAAACUUUGAACAACACUCUUGUGUGUGAUUGAUUUCAAUUCUAAAAAAUGGCGUUCUGGUUCUUGUCAGCUCUUCUGAUUGUUGGGUUCUUAUCAAAAUCUAAUCUUGGCGAAGCUCAGCUAAGCGAUGAAGCCGCAUUGUUAGCUAUUCACAGAGAGCUUAGUGUUCCUGGAUGGAGUGGCAACGGGACAGACUAUUGUAACUGGGUUAGGCUCAAGUGUGGUGCCAACAACUCGUUCGUCGAAAUGCUUGACCUCUCAGGGCUUCAUCUCAAAGGUAACGCCACUCUAAUCUCUGACCUCAGAAGCUUAAAGCAUCUAGAUCUCUCCGGUAACAGCUUCACCGGACCGGUUCCUGCUUCCUUUGGCGACUUGUCUGAGCUUGAGUUUCUUGAUUUGUCUUUAAACCGUUUUGUCGGAAGAAUCCCGGUUGAGUUUGGUAGCCUUAGAGGUCUUAAGUCACUCAAUGUUUCUAAUAACUUGCUUGUGGGAGAGAUACCUGAUGAGCUUAUGGUGUUAGAGAGGUUAGAGGAGUUUCAAGUCUCUGGAAACGGUUUAAACGGUACCAUACCUCAAUGGAUAGGGAAUCUGAGUAAUCUAAGAGUGUUUACAGCUUAUGAGAAUGAGUUGGUUGGUGAGAUACCUAAAGGGUUAGGUUUGGUUUCUGAGCUGGAGCUGUUGAAUCUUCACUCAAACAAGCUUGAAGGGAAGAUUCCAAAGGGGGUUUUUGAGAAAGGGAAGCUUCAAGUUUUGGUCUUGACGCAGAAUAGAUUCACCGGUGAGAUACCUGAAGAGGUGGGAAUCUGCAGCAGCCUCUCCAGCGUUAGAAUUGGGAACAACGAGCUUGUGGGAGCCAUUCCGAGGACUAUUGGUAACGUUAGUGGACUUACUUACUUUGAAGCAGACAAUAACAGUCUCUCAGGUGAGAUUGUUGGAGAGUUCUCAAAGUGUUCUAACCUCACUCUGCUGAAUCUAGCAGCUAAUGGCUUUGCUGGAGCCAUCCCAGCAGAGCUUGGUAAGCUCAUGAGUCUUCAAGAGCUGAUUCUCUCUGGUAAUAGUCUCUUUGGUGAAGUCCCUAAAACGUUUCUUGGGUUAGGAAACCUCAACAAGCUUGAUUUGAGUAACAACAGACUCAACGGCACCAUUCCCAAGGAGCUUUGCAGCAUGCCGAGGCUUCAGUAUCUGCUCCUUGAUCAGAAUUCUAUUAGAGGAGACAUCCCACAUGAGAUUGGAAACUGUGUGAAGCUCCUUGAGCUUCAGCUGGGUCGAAACUACUUGACUGGAACCAUUCCUCCAGAGAUUGGUCGGAUGAGGAGUCUGCAGAUAGCGCUUAACUUGAGUUUCAACCAUCUUCAUGGACCAUUGCCUUCAGAGCUAGGAAGGCUGGACAAGCUCGUGUCGUUGGAUGUCUCUAACAACAUGCUCACAGGAACCAUACCGCAACAGCUAAAAGGUAUGAUGAGUUUGUUUGAGGUUAAUUUCUCGAACAACCUCUUGAGUGGACCAGUGCCUGUCUUUGUUCCGUUCCAAAAGUCUCCAAACUCGAGCUUUUCGGGGAACAAAGAGCUUUGUGGAGCGCCGUUGAGCUCUUCCUGUGGAUAUUCUUAUGAACAUUUGAGGUACAAUCACAGAGUCUCCUACAGGAUUGUGCUUGCAGUGAUUGGUUCGGGUGUUGCCGUCUUUGUAUCAGUCUCCGUGGUGGUUCUUCUCUUCAUGAUGAGGGAGAAACAAGAGAAAGCAGCUGCGAAAAAUGUCGAUGUUGAAGAUAACAUCGAAGAUGAGCAGCCGGAGAUUAUAGCCGGCAGUGUCUUUAUUGAGAAUCUUAAACAAGGGAUUGAUCUUGAUGCAGUUGUGAAAGCAACUAUGAAGGAGUCAAACAAACUCAGCACUGGAACUUUCAGUUCGGUUUAUAAAGCCGUCAUGCCUUCAGGGAUGGUUCUCUCUGUGAAGAAACUCAAGUCUAUGGACAGAGCUAUAACUAAUCAUCAGAACAAGAUGAUCAGAGAACUCGAAAGACUCAGCAAGCUUUGUCAUGACCAUUUGGUUACACCGAUUGGGUUUGUUAUAUAUGAAGACGUUGCUCUCUUGUUGCAUCAGCAUUUAUCUAAUGGUAACUUAGCUCAGCUGAUUCAUGAGUCUGCUAAGAAGCCAGAGUACCAACCUGACUGGCCAAUGAGACUGUCGAUCGCCGUUGGUGUGGCAGAAGGCUUAGCGUUUCUCCACCAUGUCGCCAUUAUUCACCUUGAUGUUUCCUCUAGCAAUGUAUUGCUGGACUCUGGUUACAAACCUGUGCUUGGGGAAAUCGAAAUAUCGAAGCUUUUGGAUCCGUCCAGAGGCACUGCAAGUAUUAGCUCAGUUGCUGGCUCCUUUGGCUACAUUCCUCCAGAGUAUGCAUAUACAAUGCAAGUGACUGCACCGGGGAAUGUAUACAGCUACGGAGUGGUCUUGCUAGAGAUUCUAACCUCAAGAGCACCGGUGGAGGAAGAGUUUGGUGAAGGGGUAGAUUUGGUGAAAUGGGUACAUGGAGCUUCAGGGAGAGGAGAGACACCGGAACAGAUACUUGAUGCCAAGCUUAGCACCGUGUCCUUUGCUUGGAGGAGAGAGAUGCUUGCAGCUCUGAAAGUUGCAUUGCUUUGCACAGACAUCACACCUGCCAAAAGGCCAAAGAUGAAGAAAGUAGUUGAGAUGCUUCAAGAGGUUAAGCAAAGCAAAUGAGAGUGAAUAUAAUGAUGCAUAGUUCCCUUUGUUACAUUCCUAUGUGUUAGCUUCUCUUAUGCGUAUUAAAUAGUCUUGUGAUGAACUGCAAUCUUUAUCUGCUUAUCUAAUUGCACAAAUUAGAAA
Messenger RNA from Brassica rapa (field mustard), 4432 nucleotides. RefSeq names its product leucine-rich repeat receptor-like tyrosine-protein kinase PXC3. The record is from RefSeq and is a predicted model, not a curated record. Gene Ontology annotation, molecular function: protein kinase activity; ATP binding; receptor serine/threonine kinase binding. Gene Ontology annotation, biological process: protein phosphorylation. NCBI's taxonomy places the organism in Eukaryota, Viridiplantae, Streptophyta, Magnoliopsida, Brassicales, Brassicaceae.